CCGGCAUCAUCGGAACACCCUCGUAGGAAGAGGAUGUGUGAUAAUCCAUCAGAGGUAUGGUAUCCGUUUCGAAGCUAAAGAAAGAAAAACCUCGCUUCAAUGAUCAAGAAUAAUAUGACUCCAAUGUGACUAUAAAGGGACGAGUCCAUCGCUCGUCUUGACCAGUCUAUCCUUCAUCAUCACCAUCAGCAACACUUCUUCUGUCUUUAUUUCAUUCUCUCCUCUUCUUCCUCUUCGUCAGCAUAUUAUUGUCUGGUAACAGUGACAACUAUAGCACAUCAUCACCAGAUUUCCUGUUCAACUUCUGUUUGCCUCUACUACAACACCAUUUUCGGUCCUUCCACCGUACAUCCCUAGCUCAACAAUGCCUUCAUUCGCCAAGACCGCUCUUUCGACCGUUGCCGCUGUCGCACUGGUCCAGUUUUGCCCGGCUCCAUUUCUAGCAGCCAUUCCAGCCGCCACAGUAGCUGGGAUCUCUGCUGCGUCUGCUGCGGUUAGCGCAGCUGGAGCAGUUGCCGGAGGGAAAGGCCGGGCCUGAGAUUAGCUUUCGAGAUGUUGGGUUGAAGUUUUAGUUUAUGUCGCUCGUUUAAGUCAGCUCUUGGAGAAUACAGGUUUAUUCUUACUACUACAAAAUCUACGUGUGAGGUGUGAAGUGUAACGUGACUAUCGCUGUAACUCGGUCUCCC
Molecule: messenger RNA, 686 nt
Organism: Xylaria bambusicola
Lineage: Eukaryota; Fungi; Ascomycota; Sordariomycetes; Xylariales; Xylariaceae
Exons: 1
Coding region: 365-538 (57 amino acids)
Source: RefSeq, a predicted model, not a curated record